CAGUUGCAGAGGAGAACUGAGAACCUGCCUGUGGUCUGUAAAGAUUUCCUCUGGUCCCUGGCGAGAAGAAACAAGCCGCCACCAUGAGUACAGACGCGGAGAUGGCCGUUUACGGCAAAGCUGCCAUCUACCUCCGAAAGCCUGAGAAGGAGAGAAUUGAGGCUCAAAGCAAGCCCUUUGAUGCAAAGACCGCCUGCUAUGUAGCUGAUGUAAAAGAGCUGUACCUUAAGGGUACAAUCAAGAGCAGAGAUGGCGGCAAAGUCGUUGUUGAAGUUCUUGACACCAAGGAGGAGAGAACAGUUAAGGAGGAUGAUGUCAGCCCCAUGAAUCCUCCUAAGUUCGACAAGAUUGAGGACAUGGCCAUGAUGACCCAUCUCAAUGAAGCCUCUGUGCUUUAUAACCUCAAAGAGCGUUAUGCAGCAUGGAUGAUCUACACCUACUCAGGACUGUUCUGCGCGACUGUGAACCCCUACAAGUGGCUUCCAGUGUAUGACGCAGAAGUGGUGGCUGCCUACAGAGGCAAAAAGCGCAUGGAGGCCCCACCCCACAUCUUCUCUGUCUCUGACAAUGCCUACCAGUUCAUGCUUACUGACAGAGAGAACCAGUCUGUCCUGAUUACUGGAGAAUCCGGUGCUGGAAAGACUGUGAACACCAAGCGUGUCAUCCAGUACUUUGCUACAGUUGCAGUACAAGGUGACAAGAAGAAGGAAUCUUCCAGCAAAAUGCAGGGAUCUCUUGAGGACCAGAUCAUUGCUGCUAACCCAUUGCUUGAGGCCUAUGGUAAUGCCAAGACUGUGAGAAAUGACAACUCCUCUCGUUUCGGUAAAUUCAUCAGAAUCCACUUUGGCACAACUGGCAAACUGGCCAGUGCUGAUAUUGAGACCUAUCUUCUGGAGAAGUCUAGAGUAUCAUUCCAGCUUUCAGAUGAGAGAGGCUACCACAUCUUCUACCAGAUGAUGACCAACCAUAAACCUGAGCUGAUUGAAAUGACCCUCAUCACCACCAACCCCUAUGACUUCCCCAUGUGCAGUCAGGGUCAAAUCACAGUGGCCAGCAUUGAUGACAAAGAAGAGCUGAUUGCCACAGACACUGCCAUUGACAUUCUGGGCUUUAGUAAUGAUGAGAAGAUGAGCAUCUACAAAUUUACUGGAGCUGUUCUCCAUCAUGGCAACAUGAAGUUCAAGCAAAAGCAGCGUGAGGAGCAGGCUGAGCCUGAUGGCACAGAGGAUGCUGACAAAGUCGCUUAUCUUCUGGGCUUGAACUCAGCUGAUAUGCUGAAGGCCUUGUGCUACCCUAGAGUGAAGGUCGGAAAUGAGUUUGUCACAAAGGGACAGACCGUGCCACAGGUGUACAAUGCUGUCAACGCCUUGGCCAAAUCCAUCUAUGAGAGAAUGUUCUUGUGGAUGGUUAUUCGUAUCAACCAGAUGUUGGAUACAAAACAACAAAGAAAUUUCUUCAUUGGUGUGCUGGAUAUUGCUGGAUUUGAAAUCUUUGAUUUCAACAGCAUGGAGCAGCUGUGCAUCAACUUCACCAAUGAGAAACUGCAACAGUUCUUCAACCACCACAUGUUCGUCCUGGAGCAAGAAGAGUACAAGAAGGAGGGCAUUAUCUGGGAGUUCAUUGACUUCGGCAUGGACUUGGCCUCUUGCAUUGAGCUCAUUGAGAAACCCAUGGGUAUCUUUUCCAUCCUUGAAGAGGAGUGCAUGUUCCCCAAGGCAACAGACACCAGCUUCAAGAACAAGCUGUAUGAUCAGCAUCUUGGAAAGUGUAAUGCUUUCCAGAAGCCCAAGCCUGCCAAAGGCAAGGCUGAAGCCCACUUCUCCCUGGUUCACUAUGCUGGUACUGUGGACUACAACAUUUCUGGCUGGCUGGAUAAAAACAAGGACCCACUGAACGAGUCUGUUUUGCAGCUGUACCAGAAGUCUGCAGUGAAACUGCUCGCCACCCUCUACCCACCUGUUGUUGAAGAGCCUAAGGGAGGCAAGGGAGGCAAGAAGAAGGGUGGUUCCAUGCAGACUGUGUCCUCACAGUUCAGGGAGAACUUGGGCAAGCUGAUGACCAACUUGAGGAGCACACAUCCUCACUUUGUGCGUUGCCUGAUUCCCAAUGAGUCUAAGACUCCAGGUCUUAUGGAGAACUUCCUGGUUAUCCACCAGCUGAGAUGUAACGGUGUCCUGGAAGGUAUCAGAAUCUGCAGAAAGGGAUUCCCCAGCAGAAUCCUUUAUGGUGACUUCAAGCAGAGAUACAAAGUGCUGAAUGCCAGUGUCAUCCCUGAGGGUCAGUUUAUUGACAACAAGAAGGCCUCUGAGAAGCUUCUGGGGUCCAUUGAUAUCGACCAUGACCAGUACAGAUUUGGACACACAAAGGUGUUCUUCAAGGCUGGUCUGCUGGGUACUCUUGAGGAGAUGCGUGAUGAGAAACUGGCUUCUCUGGUCACAAUGACUCAGGCUCUUUGUCGUGGUUACCUCAUGAGAAGAGAAUAUGUGAAGAUGACAGAGAGGAGGGACUCCAUUUACACCAUCCAGUACAACAUCCGCUCAUUCAUGAAUGUCAAACACUGGCCAUGGAUGAAGGUGUACUACAAGAUCAAGCCUCUGCUGAAGAGUGCUGAGACUGAGAAGGAGCUGGCCACCAUGAAGGAGGAUUUCACAAAAUGCAAGGAAGAUCUGGCCAAGGCUGAGGCCAAAAAGAAGGAGCUUGAGGAGAAAAUGGUGUCUCUGCUGCAAGAGAAGAAUGAUCUGCAGCUUCAAGUGGCAUCCGAAUCUGAGAAUCUGUCUGAUGCUGAGGAGAGAUGUGAGGGUCUGAUUAAGAGCAAAAUCCAGCUUGAGGCUAAACUCAAAGAGACCACUGAGAGACUGGAGGAUGAGGAAGAAAUCAAUGCUGAGCUGACUGCCAAGAAGAGGAAACUGGAGGAUGAGUGCUCAGAGCUCAAGAAGGACAUUGAUGACUUGGAGCUGACCUUGGCUAAAGUGGAGAAAGAGAAACAUGCCACUGAAAACAAGGUGAAGAACCUCACUGAGGAGAUGGCAGCUCAAGAUGAGAGCAUUGCUAAACUCACCAAGGAGAAGAAAGCCCUUCAAGAGGCACAUCAGCAGACUCUUGAUGACCUUCAGGCAGAGGAAGACAAAGUCAACACUCUGACAAAGUCCAAGACUAAGCUUGAGCAACAAGUGGAUGAUCUGGAGGGUUCUCUGGAGCAAGAGAAGAAGCUCCGCAUGGACCUGGAGAGAGCCAAGAGAAAGCUUGAGGGUGAUCUGAAACUGGCUCAGGAAUCCAUCAUGGACCUGGAGAAUGACAAGCAGCAGUCUGAGGAGAAGAUAAAGAAGAAAGACUUUGAAAUCAGCCAGCUUCUUAGCAAGAUUGAAGAUGAGCAAUCUCUGGGUGCUCAGCUUCAGAAGAAGAUUAAGGAACUUCAGGCCCGCAUUGAGGAGCUGGAGGAAGAGAUUGAGGCUGAACGUGCUGCUCGUGCCAAGGUUGAGAAACAGAGAGCUGAUCUGUCCAGGGAACUUGAGGAGAUCAGUGAGAGGCUUGAGGAAGCUGGAGGAGCAACUGCUGCUCAGAUUGAGAUGAACAAGAAGCGCGAGGCUGAGUUCCAGAAGCUGCGUCGUGAUCUUGAAGAGUCCACUCUGCAGCAUGAAGCCACUGCUGCUGCUCUCCGCAAAAAGCAGGCCGACAGCGUUGCUGAGCUUGGAGAACAAAUCGACAACCUGCAGCGCGUCAAGCAGAAGCUCGAGAAAGAAAAGAGUGAAUACAAAAUGGAGAUUGAUGAUCUCUCCAGCAACAUGGAAGCUGUUGCUAAGGCCAAGGCAUGUGUUCCAAGAAAAAACUAAAUUAAUACAUAAAUA
Messenger RNA from Astyanax mexicanus (Mexican tetra), 3845 nucleotides. RefSeq names its product myosin heavy chain, fast skeletal muscle-like. Bases 84 to 3830 code for a protein of 1248 amino acids. Gene Ontology annotation, cellular component: myosin complex. Gene Ontology annotation, molecular function: actin filament binding; ATP binding; cytoskeletal motor activity. NCBI's taxonomy places the organism in Eukaryota, Metazoa, Chordata, Actinopteri, Characiformes, Acestrorhamphidae. The transcript has 27 exons. The record is from RefSeq and is a predicted model, not a curated record.